Pseudonaja textilis is the source of this 2079-nucleotide messenger RNA. The record is from RefSeq and is a predicted model, not a curated record. Lineage: Eukaryota; Metazoa; Chordata; Lepidosauria; Squamata; Elapidae.
AUGUUCAAUCAUCUUAAUACAUGGUGCUUGAUUGCUUUCGCACUAAAGGUUGUGCUAACUUUUCUUUUUUUAUUGUUGCAACCAGGUGACCGAUGGGAGAUGGAGGAUUCUGGCCAAGAGGCAGCAGCACCUUUGCCAAAAGACAAAAAGGAAGUUGCAGAAAAAAUGUAUGGAAAGCAAAGUUCUGAGCAAAACCAGUUAACGGGGGAGCUGGAGAAUUGCUUUGGUUUACCUUGUCCAGAUACCGAUGUCUUAUUGGACACCGAUGAUAGCCAUGAAAAGGAAGUGUGUUCAAGGUGUGGAAAAAGACUCUGUGAUGAAUCUGGAUUAUGUGACUGUGGUGAAAGCCCUGCUGGAGAUAAACAAGAUGAAAGCAGGCAACACCACAGAAGGAACUUUCCUCCUCCCUUACAUGAAAGAAUAAAAGGAAAAACGUACAAAUGUACAGAGUGUGCAGAAAGCUUCGGUAAAAGCCGCUCUCUUGCUUCACAUAAAAAGAUUCACAAAGCAGAGGAGCCACACAAAUGUCUGGAUUGUGGAAGGACCUUCAGACAGAAAAACCACCUUAAUUCACACAGGAGGGUCCACGAAGAGAAGCAACAGCAUCAAGGCAUCCCCUGUGGAAAGUCCUUUGGAAGCAGCACCUCCCUUACUUCCCACCAAAGCGUCCACAAAGGGAAGUUGGAUCAACACAGGGAGGGUAGAACGAGGUUUACUCAGAGCAAGGAACCGAAUUCCCGGAAAAAAAGCCCCACUGGGAAGAAAUCAUAUAAAUGCCUAGAAUGUGGGAAGAGCUUCCGCUCUGCAAGUGACCUCAGUUGCCAUAAUAGGAUCCAUACAGGGGAAAAGCCGUAUCAUUGCAUGGUGUGUGGAAAGAGCUUCGCGCAAAAAAGCAAUUUCAAUUUACAUAAGAGGAUCCACACAGGAGAGAAGCCUUAUAAAUGCACAGAGUGUGGAAAAUGCUUCAGUGCCCGAUGUAACCUUACUUCCCAUAAGAGGGUCCACACAGGGCAGAAACCCUAUGAAUGCCUGGAAUGUGGAAAAAGUUUUAGCGGAAGCGGUGCUCUAACCUUACAUAAUAGGAUGCAUAAAGGGGAGAAACCUUAUCAAUGCCUGAACUGUGGAAAAAGGUUCAGUCAAAAAGUUAAUCUUAAGUCACAUGAGAUGAUCCACACGGGAGAAAAACCGUAUCAAUGCACCAAUUGUGGGAAGAGCUUCAGUAAUCCAUAUACUCUUACUGUCCAUAAAAGGACCCACACAGGUGAAAAGCCUUAUAAGUGCCCUGAAUGUGACAAAUGCUUCACUGAUUCGGGGAAUCUCUCUCGUCACAAAAAGCUCCACACUGGAGAGAAACCAUAUGAAUGCCACACGUGUGGAAAGAGCUUCAGUGCAAAAAAUAUCUAUGUCAUACAUAGCAGGACCCACACUGGGGAGAAACCAUAUCAGUGCCAGGAGUGUGGAAAACGCUUCAGUCAUUCUGGAGCACUGACGAUCCAUAAAAGGAUUCACACAGGGGAGAAACCAUAUAAGUGUACGGAGUGUGACAUGAGUUUCAGGACAAGUGGUUGCUUUGUUAUCCACAAGAGGAUCCACACUGGAGAGAAACCAUAUACAUGUCAUGAGUGCAGAAAAAGCUUUAAUCAAAAUAAUUCACUCAGGAGCCAUAGAAGGCUUCACUCAGGGGAGAAACCGUAUAAAUGCCUGGAGUGUGGAAAAUGUUUUCGUGUGAGUGGGCAGCUUACCUCCCACAAUAGGAUCCACACAGGGGAGAAACCCUAUAAAUGCUUAGAGUGUGGAAAAUGUUAUAAUGAUAGUUCCAGUCUUACCUACCACAAUAGGAUCCACACUGGGGAGAAACCGUUUAAAUGCAUCGAGUGUGGAAAGACUUUCAAAGACGGCAGGAAUCUUACGCUCCAUAAAAGACUCCACACAGGGGAGAAGCCAUAUUAAUGUGUGGAGUGUGGAAAGAAAUGCAGAACCAGCAGUGACUUUAAUUGCCAAAUUAUGUGGGAGAUUCUGGAAAAAUGCAUGGAGCAUGGGAAGAGCUUCCGAAGCAGCAGAAAUGUCUUGAUCCAUUAA